GACGAUACUGGCUGGGCUUACCACUGGACUGGACGAAAUUCUGCACACAAGCUUUCUUCUCGGAGGGAAAUCAGUCGCUGACUGCGCCCAUCUGAUGGCAUGUGAGCCAGCCUGUCUUCACGGGAAUGAACGGUCUGAAAAGUGAAUGUGUGUCAGUCGAAGUUCCUUUAGGUGAACCUGGAAAAGGUCGCAUAGCAGGGUGCUUCUGAGUCCUGACGUAGUCGAACGGAGUACUGUUUUGACACCACCGAUCGAACCUACUGUCUCGCAACUGUUCGGCGUGACUAAUAAGGAGAAUGUUCAGCUCGCAUGGCGAAAUGCGUGAACCCCUCACCGUGGCGGGCGGCGCCAGUCAUCCGCUUGGAUGCCGCAGUCCCACCGGCAGGUUUAUCUUCGGCAAAGACCUCACCCUCUCACGUGCGCAGUGCGCUCGCGGUGCUUCUGCAGGCUAGAAGCUACGUGGUCAAACGAGCGUAUAAUGAACUCGUGGAUGUCCUUGCGCGAUCCCGAAAUUAAGGAGAAAGGGGAGGUCGUGAACGCGACCUGGGUACGUUCCUAGAUCGAGAGGCAAUGUCGAGCGUGGAGACACUUCCGCCGAUGCCGCAUGUCUUCCCUGCUGGCACGGUCACGGGCGAGUGGAGUGGUCGUCCAUUCCGCGCGAUCGA
This is a messenger RNA of Phanerochaete carnosa HHB-10118-sp, 665 nucleotides long. RefSeq lists its product as uncharacterized. Lineage: Eukaryota; Fungi; Basidiomycota; Agaricomycetes; Polyporales; Phanerochaetaceae. The record is from RefSeq and is a predicted model, not a curated record. The transcript has a single exon. Bases 310 to 516 code for a protein of 68 amino acids.